AUGCUGGUUUUACGUUCAUUACCACAGCAACCGAAGGCGCCAGAAUUUUGCAGUUUGAGCUUGAUGAUUUUAGAGGGAGGAGAGAGGAAGGCUGUUUACAAAUAUAACUAAACAGAGACAAGAAACCCCAGUUCCUCAGCUUGACUCACGUCUUGAGGCAUUUCUGGCCCAUGUCACUUUUACCCUAGAGUGCCUUGAUUUUGGAAGAUACACGAUGGUCAGAAUCACAGAAGACCUGAUUCGGAAGAGGGCGGAACAUAAUGAGUGUGAGAUAUAUUCUCUUCAAGAAAUCUCCCUCCACCAACAAGGAGUAGAAAGGAUAGAACACCUGGACAGAUGGUGUAGAGACCUGAAGAUUCUUUACUUACAGAACAAUGUCAUUCCAAAGAUAGAAAAUGUUGGGAGAUUGAAGAAACUGGAGUAUCUCAACCUCGCCCUCAACAAUGUGGAAAGAAUAGAGAACUUGGAAGGCUGUGAGUCUCUGAAAAAGCUGGACCUGACGGUGAAUUUUGUGGGUGAGCUGACCGGUGUGGAACAUCUCCAACAGAACCAAUUCCUGGAAGAGCUGUAUCUGACAGGGAACCCCUGCACAGACUUUGAUGGUUACAGACAGUAUGUGGUUACCACCCUACCUCAACUGAAGAAGUUAGAUGGAAAAGUGAUCCAGAAAACUGAAAGAAUCCUGGCAAGACAGGAUUAUGAAGCAGUGAGGAAAAACAUAAUAGAACAACAGCAGGCAUAUGUCCAGAAAAGGGUUCUGGCACUCACAGCAGAUUAG
Molecule: messenger RNA, 778 nt
Organism: Branchiostoma belcheri (Belcher's lancelet)
Lineage: Eukaryota; Metazoa; Chordata; Leptocardii; Amphioxiformes; Branchiostomatidae
Product: protein tilB homolog
Exons: 9
Coding region: 215-778 (187 amino acids)
Biological process (GO): outer dynein arm assembly
Cellular component (GO): cytoplasm
Molecular function (GO): protein binding
Source: RefSeq, a predicted model, not a curated record